AUGUCAAUGAUAAAGGAUAACAGGCUAAUCAAGUUCUUGAAGUCUUGCAGAACCUUUGUGUAUAAACGGUUUCAGUUUCUUGAAUACCAUUAUGCCUAUAUCCUUGGCAUGGUAAUUCUAAAUUCGAUCAUUUUGUACGCUAGCGGUCGCUUACCUUACAUUGAUGCACUCUUUCUUGCUAGUGGAGCCGUUACACAAUCAGGUAUUCCUACAGUGAAUAUCUCGGAUAUUUCCGUAUACCAGCAGCUCACCUUGUUAAUAUUCUCCGUACUAAGCACACCUCUGGCUGUCAAUCUUGGACUUACAAUCAUAAAGUUGUACUAUUACAAUAAGCGCUAUGACAAAGUGUUAAGAGGCAAUCGUUUGACGAUGACUUACACCUACAAUACUAUUCGCCCGAAAGAUGAGCCCGAACCUAGUAGGGUAGGUGGUCGAAAAAUCCAAGUGUUACUGGAUCAAGGUAAUCGCUUACGUCGUCCCGUUGCUCCUCCGAAAGAUAAUGAUGAGUCUGAGGAAAUGACACAGCCUAAAAGAGGUUUUUCACGCUUCCGCCGUUCACUUAGCACGAUACAAAGACCAUCUACGAUUCCGAAUAUUCCUUUCUUUAGAUUUCCUAGAAAGUCGGUUGACUUAGAAAAGCAAGACCCACCUGUGAGGAAUGCUUAUUCUUCAGGGCAGUCAGUUCAUAAUGGAGAUAUUCGUUCUAGCCAAAAUGAGUACGCUGUAAGGAGCAGUGAUUAUUCCGCUACUCCAUCUGUUUCAUCAAACUUUGAAGGAAAUAGAGAAGAGCAAUCUAGUCCAAUUGAGUACUCAUCCCGAGAAUUGGAUGAUAUGAAUCCUCCUUCACCCUUUGAUCGUAGAGAAAACCCCGAUACGUCUACUGAAAAUGCUUAUGCCCCAAAAAAUAAUGACUAUGUGAAUUUUCCUCAAGAUGAAGCAGCGGGUACGGACAACGUAUCAUCCAGACCUUCAAAUGAAUCGAAUGAUCCUGACUCCUCUACCCAAGUUAAUGAACACGGUAAUUCGGGCUCUUCUAACCGUACGGACUUUUCGACCCCAAGGAACACCAUGGCUAGUUCUUCCUCUUCUUCGCACGGAGCUGGCGCGUAUCCUUCAGAGUACAAUAUUAUCCGUACCGAUAAUGAGCCACCCUCUUCUCCUAACGAACAGCAACAGCAUGAGAGCCCCCCUGCUCCUGAUAAUUUAGAUCAAGUUUCGACUUCUGGUAGUACAGGACAACAAGAAGUUUCUAAUCGCGAAGGUGCAUCAAGUCCGAGAAUUACAAUUGCAAUACCACCCGCUCCUGAUCACGAACGAAAACCAGUACAUACGGCUGGUUUUAACAAUGAUACUAGCUCUACCAAAUCUCCUAUGUCUUUUGGUAGAACCAAUCGAGGCUCGACGUUUUCUUUGUCGAAUCGUAACUCAGAUAAGAGACACUCGGUUUCUUUUCUUCCUCCUCAAUUCCGAAAGACAUUUACAUCCGCCUUGCCUGACAGGCUUAAAAAUACUAAGACCUUUCGUUCGACAAACACGUCAGCUACGUUGCCGUUUCUUUCGUACCAACCCACUAUUGGUAGAAAUUCUGCAUUUUACGCUCUGUCAGCCGAGGAACGAGAAGAACUUGCCCGUAUUGAAUACCAGUCUCUGAAAUUAUUGCUCUUUUUGUUGACGAUUUAUUUUAUAUUAUGGCAUAUUUUGGGUUUAGUUGGAUUCCUUAUUUUCAUCUAUACUGCAAAGGUUUCCGGUAGGGCAUGUACAAGUGCGGGAAUUAAUCGUGGUUGGUGGGCCGCAUUUACAUCUGCUUCUUUAUUCAACAAUAUUGGGUUUGCUUUGCAUGAUGACUCGUUAAAUCAAUUUCAAAAAGCAAUAUUCCCACAAGUCAUGGGGACUAUUUUGAUCCUUACGGGAAAUACAUUUUUUCCAAUUGCUUUGAGGCUGAUGAUUUGGUGCUCUCUAUGGUUUAGCAAGUUUUAUACACCGCAUUUUCAACAAUCUUUAAUUUUUCUACUUGAACAUCCACGAAGGAGUUUUACAUUAUUGUUUCCAUCCAAAACUACGUGGUAUUUAACAGCAAACUUACUCGGUUUAAAUUUACUUUCCUUUUUCUUUUUCAUGGUGCUAAACUUGAGCAAUCAUUAUGUGAAACAGAUCCCAGUUGGAUACAGGAUUAUGAAUGGUAUAUUUCAAAACGCAUCUACCAGGGCGGCUGGUUUUACGGUCAUUGAUAUUGGAAAUAUCGCUCCAGCGGUAAUCAUUGCUAUGAGUAUUCGACAAACAAAUGUUUAUGAGGAACGUUCUUUGGGAAUUUAUGCGCCGCCUAUAGACGACACUAGUGAUGACGAAUCCGACGGUUCUGGUAAAGAAACCAAGCAAAAGCAAAGUAAGCCGGCGAAGCCUAAAUCAGGGAGAAACUUUUUAGCAGAUCAUAUCCAGCGUCAAUUAAGUCAUGAUUUAUGGUACAUGUUUUUCGGAUUUUUUCUCAUUACGAUUUUGGAAGGACCCAGAUUGGAAAGAGCGGAUGAACCACAAUUUACUCUGUUUUCAAUUUUUUUUGAAGUCGUUUCUGGUUAUGGCACAGUUGGGCUCAGUCUUGGAUAUAAUAGUUCGCCGUCUCUAUCAGCUCAAUUUCGAAAAAUCAGUAAACUUAUAAUGAUAGCAUUAGAGAUUCGUGGAAGGCAUCGAGGAUUGCCGAGUGUUCUGGACCGAGCAGUACUUAUGCCAUCCGACAAAAAUUUUGAUCGGGAAGAAGAAGAUUAUAUUCGAAAGCAUGGAAAGAAAAAAUGA
Molecule: messenger RNA, 2787 nt
Organism: Schizosaccharomyces octosporus yFS286
Lineage: Eukaryota; Fungi; Ascomycota; Schizosaccharomycetes; Schizosaccharomycetales; Schizosaccharomycetaceae
Exons: 11
Coding region: 1-2787 (928 amino acids)
Biological process (GO): intracellular potassium ion homeostasis; potassium ion import across plasma membrane
Cellular component (GO): plasma membrane
Molecular function (GO): high-affinity potassium ion transmembrane transporter activity
Source: RefSeq, a predicted model, not a curated record